AUGGGAGUUCAUAAAUUUCGAUAUAGUUAUAAUAUAAUAUUUAGUGAUGUUUGCAAGACCAGAUUUAAUCAUUUAGUUACGAGAUUGUUAUUUAUUAUAUCCGUUUUUGAAGGUAUACUAAUAUCUAUUUUAUCCGAAAGGAAAAAUAAUCAACAAUAUGCAUUUUCAAUAGUUGAAAAUAUUUUAUUUUUUAUUGCAAAAUCUAUUGCAUUAUAUUUUAUCUCUAUAUUUAUUGUUAUUACUAGAAAAAAUUAUUUGCAUGUUGAUUCUUUAGGCUAUUCAAGUUUUAGUACCCAAUUGUUAGGUCAGAUAUUUCAAUUUAAAUUUCUUUUAUAUCAAGUUUUGUUUACAAUAGGAACACUUACUUUGGCUUUAGUAAUGAGUGAUUUAAAUUUUAUUGGUUCGAAUAAUUUUACAAAGUUAGAAUUGGUUUAUUUUAAACAAUUUGUAUGGUUACUUAUUCCAUUAAUUUAUAAUUUGCAACAUAAUGUUUUUGAUAUGGAUAAACUAAUUUUUAUAUUUGAUAGACAAUUUCAAUUACCACAAUUGAUUAUAUCGAACAAUAUAUCCUUUAUAUUCUCAAGAACCUUUGUAAUGAGUACCGUUAUUAUGAUAACAUCCCAUUUCUUAUCAUUCAUUACUUUAGGUAGUUGGUUGAUUGGAUUCGUAUUAUCUAUUAAGUUGUUUGUUUUCACAUUUAUCAUCUUAUAUCAUUUUGAAUUAAUCAAUUUAUCAUUUAAUGCACAUAUGACAAUGGGUUGCUUACAUAAGGGUAAGCCAAUAUCUUCAUUAUCUUCAACACCAAUGGAGACUUUAAUUACUGGGUUACAAUCUAAAAAGCCAUUCACAAAAUUAACAGCAUUUCAAGAAUUGGCAUAUAGAGCAACCUCAAACGAUGUUAAUUUAAGGUUACCAAUAUACAAUAAUGUCAACAUUACUAAUAAUAUCAACAUUAACAACAAUCGCGAUGGUUAUAGUUACAAUGGUAAUAGUUUUAAUGAUUUUUCAUUAGGAUUAAACGAUGGUGCUAAAUAUAACGUUUGGUCAGUGAUUUUAAGUGAAUGUUUUAAAGUAAUUAAUGACUCUAAUACAAAAGUUGCCGAUUAUUUAUUGGCUUUGGAACAAGUUAAUAUAUUUAAUCAAAGAAUAUCAUUUGAUUACAAGGAUUACAGGUUAUCUGGGCAUGGGGAUAGCCGUGGCGACAUUGAUAAAUCUCGUUUAGAACGCAUCAAAGAGGAUACGGAAAUAUUAUUUGGUAAUGAUCCAAUUAAUAACCCUGGGAGAAAUAGUAAAAAUAAUAAUGGUAAUAAAGAUUUUGAUAUAAAGGACAGAUAUGAAAGUCAAAAUAAUAGAAGAUCUCGGUAUUCUAAUGGACACAAUAAUUUCAAAUUUACUAACUCCUAUGAUAAAUAUAAUGAAUCUAUAUUAACUCAUGAUACAAAGUUGACAAGAAUUAUCAAAUUAUUUUGGGUCAAACUGUCAAAUUAUUUUGUUACAUUUUUUUUUCCAAUAACCAAAAAUAAUGGUAGUGGGGAAAAAUCUUCCGUAUCAUUGUCAUUGUUUGAAGUAUGGUAUUUGUCAAAGGAAAGACGUGCAGACAAACUAAUACCUAUUCCAAUAUACCAUGCGGAAAGUAUUAUAUCUAUUAUGGGAUUCUUAAUUAAUGGUAUCAAUGAAUCACCAAGAGGUAAUGUUGUUGCAUCUGUUGGGGAUGUGUUGAAGAUUUUGGAGAGAUCUGUUGGAAUUCUCGGGAAAUAUACAGAUUGGAGACCAAAUGGAUUAUCUAAGAUUACAAAUAAUAAUAAUAAUAAUAAUAAUAAUAAUACAAGUAAAAGUAUAGAGAGGGAAAACAUAGGUGUAUUCAAAGAAGAUACAGAGAGCACAUUAGAUGAACAAAACAUUAACGUCAUCAGCAUAUUAUACGAAUUUUCUAUUAGUGCCUUCUUAGAAAUAGUGUUAAAGUAUAAUGUGUUACUGAAUGAUGUUGAACUAGAUGAAGAUGUUGUGAAGUUAAGUAAAUGGGUAUUGAAUAUGUGUGAAUCUACCCAAUAG
This is a messenger RNA of Arxiozyma heterogenica, 2052 nucleotides long. It is a transcript of the gene NDC1, whose product is annotated as Ndc1p. Gene Ontology annotation, cellular component: spindle pole body; nuclear pore transmembrane ring. The transcript has a single exon. The record is from RefSeq and is a predicted model, not a curated record. Gene Ontology annotation, biological process: spindle pole body localization; nuclear pore organization. Gene Ontology annotation, molecular function: spindle pole body-nuclear membrane anchor activity. The coding region runs from base 1 to 2052 and encodes 683 amino acids. NCBI's taxonomy places the organism in Eukaryota, Fungi, Ascomycota, Saccharomycetes, Saccharomycetales, Saccharomycetaceae.